Lutzomyia longipalpis is the source of this 2642-nucleotide messenger RNA. RefSeq names its product zinc finger protein 436 (gene su(Hw)). The record is from RefSeq and is a predicted model, not a curated record. The transcript has 7 exons. Bases 125 to 2410 code for a protein of 761 amino acids. Lineage: Eukaryota; Metazoa; Arthropoda; Insecta; Diptera; Psychodidae.
CUUUGAGAAUUUUUUCACGCCUUUCAGUGGAUUAUUUGACUUUUUGACCGUCACGAGGCGCGACAGUCGGGGAAAGUAGAUCGUGCUUUUAGGGGCUCAGUUUUACAUCCAAAAUACGCUUAAAAUGAGUUCGAGGGGACGCAGGAAGGUUACUCGCAAAACUUCCGUGAUCAGCGUAAAGAUCAACGAGAACAAUGAGAUUGAGUGUAUGGAGAUGGAUGAGAAUUCUCAGGAUACGCAGGAUUCGCAGUAUCUUGAACUCUCCAGUGAACCCCCGAGUCCAGCUGUAAAUGAUCCAAAUCAUCUUCUGGUUGAUCUGCAUGAGGAAACGGUGGUGGAACAUGUUUGUGGGAAGUGCGGAAAAAUCUACAGAUCCCUAUCUGCCCUUAAAAAUCAUCUUGAACGAUGCCGUUCCGUAGACUACGAUAACUACCAGGAAGAUGAAGCAAGUCAAAAAGAUGAGGAUUCUGCAGAUGAUUCAAUGCUGAAUGAGGACUCUCAAGGAUUUGAUGUGGUUCAGGUUAAGGAGGAAGAUGAUAACAGUAUCACAGUCGAAAAUUAUCAAAUAACGCCAUCUGUCUUCAAGAAACCUCUUCCGCCGAAAAAGGAAUCCCCAAAGAAGGUCCGAGCCAAGAAAGUUCCCCGAGAGAAAGGGAAGAAUGUCUCGAAGAAAUUGUGCUACUGCUGCGAUGAAGAUCUCGCCUCAGCUCAUAUGGGUCACAUAAAAUGUAAGCAGUGCCCGAAAUCCUUUAAAGGACACAAGAAUUUGGCUAAACACAUAUCAAUGCUCCACUCUCCUAUAACAUACUUCCCAUGCACCUUGUGCAAGGCUACGUGUCCAAAUCAAGAAAUCCUUGAUUUGCACAUUGAAGCCCACAAGACUGGCAAACCCUUCUCGUGCCAGAAGUGUGGCAAAGAUUUUACGCGUAAAUACCACUUGGAGCGCCAUUUGACGCACACAGGAUGUGAUCGUGCGCGCCCCAAGGUGGAGCUUCCAUGCGAAGUGUGUGGAAAAGUAUUUUCACGGAUUGAUAAUCUAAGGGAGCACCUCAGGGGUCAUAUGGGGCAGACACUGCGUCGAAAGGACUAUCAAUGCCCACACUGUGAGAAAGCCUUCUACGGGUUAUCUCUGCUGAAUAUUCACAUUCGUACGCACACAGGGGAGCGACCCUUUGCCUGUGAUCUCUGCCCCAAAUCUUUCCCAUCGAAUGGGGCACUACGGAAGCACCGUAGGAUGCAUACAGGCGAGAAACCCUACGAAUGCAAAACGUGCUCUGCUCGAUUUUCCGCCAAGGAGACGCUAAAUCGUCACGUGAAAAUUCACACGGGUGAUCGACCCCACAAGUGCGAUAUCUGCGGCAACAGCUUCAUUCAGGCCACCCAAUUGCGUGCCCACAUGUUCCAUCACACGGGCGAGCAUGGAUUUCAGUGUAAAUACUGCAAGAAGUCCUUCAAUCGAAAAGCAAGGCUUGUAUCGCACAUAAAAUACACGCACGAAGGUCAAACACCAUUUGAAUGUGCUGAAUGUGGUAGGACGUAUUUGAGGAAGGAGGAGCUCGUUCGUCACAUGGAGAUGCACAAUGGGAUAAAGAACUACAUUUGUGAGACAUGCAACAAGAGAUUCACCACGAGGACAGCCCUCAACUCACACCUGCAUAUCCAUCAGCCAGUUGAACCGUCAGCAUGCAGUGAGUGCGGAAAGGUCUUCAUUCGCGUGGACUGCUUGUUGCGUCAUAUGAAGUCAAAGCAUCGAAGUGCCGUCGAGGAGAUUCUCAUAAAUGCAGAAAAGAAGAAGAUUAAUGAUCGUAUUCGGGAGCUUGGGGUUGUCAUUGAGAAUGUCCCAAUUGUCUUUGCCAAUGAGGACGAUGACUUCGAUGGGACAACGUAUAUAAUUGAAGAAGUUCCCGAAAUCGCAACACAGGAAACACUCGAAGUUAUUCCCUACAAUGAAGAGGGGAAUGAUGAAGAUCAGACAAUCAUAAAGGUGGAAGAUAAGCCAAAAGAACGGAGAGUAGCAACAUCGCAAAGGAAGCAAAGGGCUCAGAGGAAGGUAGCAAAGCGGGCAGAUGUGAAAGAUGAACUGAGCGAUGAGAGUAUCUUCAUGAGUGAUGAAGCUCUCAAGGAGAGUAUUACAAAACUCCUCAGUACCCUCAUUAAUGCAGACACACUCAAGAAUCUCGGAUGGCCAGAUGAGCCAGUUGAGAAUGUCCUGAGCGCCCUCAUUCGGCAAUGUGGGCAUACACCAUCAGACUACACAGAUUGUGUGGACUACACAUCCAAAAUGCGCGAAAAUGCAAAGAUUCUAUUCACAGUUGUGAUUGAGAAUGAUGUGAUCAAGUCAAUGCUCAACAAUCACACUGUGGAUGAAGUUAUCAAAAAAGUUCUUAAACUGGCAAAGGGCUCUUCCUAAGCUAAGAAUUUUUUAACGAGUAAUUAUUGUAAAGGAUCCUAUUCGAGUUAAGGUUUGAAAGUACUAGUUUUUACAAUAUUUUCUAAAAACUAAUUUAGUAUCUAUCACUUUAGCUUCCGAAAGGUUCAAGGGAUUAAUGAUUAAGGAUUUUUUUUUGAUAAUAUUCUUUUUUAUAGUGUGGGAGGACAUAUUUUUUUCUUUAUUAUUGAAUUUUUAUUAGAAAAUAUAAGGA